Molecule: messenger RNA, 3232 nt
Organism: Drosophila persimilis
Lineage: Eukaryota; Metazoa; Arthropoda; Insecta; Diptera; Drosophilidae
Product: patj homolog
Exons: 2
Coding region: 249-2891 (880 amino acids)
Molecular function (GO): protein binding
Source: RefSeq, a predicted model, not a curated record
AACCAGCGCAUAACAAGUCCCAUUGAAACAGAUUAAAAUCAUUGGAAAACGAAAAGGCAAAUUGAGGAACGGAAAGUGACGCGCCGAGAGAGGUUCGGGAGCUGCUCCACUUACGCGAUUCGAGUCGAUUGGACAACAAAGUGUGCCAACAGCACACGCCCCCCGCCCCCGCGAAUCCAACACAACGGAAGUAGAAUACGCUCCAGUGGCUGCAGCAGGGCGCACCCAAGAGUAGAACAGUAUCGACCAUGCAUCUGAGUGCAGACAUUUCCAGCGCUUUGCAGCAAAUCGAGGCCGUCAAAAAGGGCAUCGACGAGAGCGAUGACCCCAAACUGCAAAUGCAGACGGCGGAGAGCCUGAACACCAUUCUGGGAAUCCUGCAAGACCCCGUCUUCCGCACUAUUGUCCAUGUGCAGGACUCUCUCUCCGAGCUGAAUGCCCAGCUGGGCCAGCAUCCGUCCAUGCUGCCCAAUGAUUUCGAUAUCGAUGUGGCUGGCAAUCUUGUCCUGAGCUUAAACGGCGGCGAGGUGAUGUACGACUUUGACGACCAACAGUCCAUAUCGGCAACAAGAUCCCCAACCUCCCACUCGGCGCCCGGAAGUCCGGACAAGUCCGCGGGCGAGGAGCAACGUCCCCAAAGCCAGAACUCCAAGACGGCGGCUGGAGCGGAUCUUUACGCCACGGACUAUGCACAGAUACAAGCCAUCGAGUUGGUUAACGAUGGCACGGGCCUGGGAUUCGGCAUUAUUGGAGCGAGGAGUUCGGGUGUGAUUGUCAAGACAAUACUGCCGGGCGGAGUGGCGGAUAGGGACGGGCGCCUUCGCUCUGGAGAUCAUAUCCUUCAAAUUGGAGACGUGAACCUGCAUGAGAUGGUCUCGGAGCAGGUGGCUGCCGUGCUGCGACAGUCGGGAACUCAUGUCCGUCUCGUUGUGGCCCGUCCCAUCGAGCAAAAUGUGCCAACACCUCAGUAUGCGUUGGAGCCGGGUUGUGCGGUCGUUCCGACGCGGGUUCUCGUCGAUCCUGCCGAGCUGGAGCGCUACCUUAUCUCCACCGGAUAUCCGGAGAUCUUUGGCGAGAGUUCCACAGCUUCCACGCCGCAGACUACGACUGAAGAUGAUCGCUUUGUCUACCGCGGCGAGACUUCAAUGCUCAUCGAUCCUACAAUCGAUCUGGAGGAGCUGUUGGCCCUGCCCGAAACGGAAAAGCUGCAGGUGGAACUGAAAAAGGACGCCAACGGCUUGGGCAUCACCAUUGCCGGCUACGUGUGCGAGAAGGAAGAACUGUCGGGCAUCUUUGUGAAGAGCGUCUCACCGGGAUCAGCGGCUGAUCUGAGUGGACGUAUUCGAGUCAACGAUCGCAUUAUCGAGGUGGACGGGCAGUCCCUGCAGGGCUACUCCAAUCACCAGGCGGUCGAAUUGCUCAAGAAAUCUGGCCAAGUGGUAAACCUCCGGCUGGAACGCUAUCUGCGUGGUCCCAAGUACGAGCAACUGCAACAGGCCAUCGCUGCCAACGAUAAACUGCCAUCCAGUGCCCCAGGCACACCCUCUCGGGCGCAACUGCCCACUCCCGUGGCAACCACAUCAUCGGCCACCACAACACCCUCCCGCAGCCUGACCAGAGAGCUGGAAGAUGAAGCUCUGCCAGCCCCGGAGGCUUUCAUGACCACUCCGCCCUCGAAUACCACUAUGACCACAACCACGCUGAGUACUUUCGGUGCGGGAAAGCAGUUAGUGGCUGUCAGGGAUUCUCUGGAUGGCUCAACGAAGAUUAUACCCACUGAUGUUGUGCCUUUGACCGAAAAAAUCGAGCAGGCACCGGUGCACGCCAAGAACGGUGCAGUCAUCACUCGUCACAAGUACUAUACGGAUCCGGAGCUCACCGACGAAGCGGAAACGGAAAUCAUUCGCAAAUGGCAAAAGAUUGUUGGCUCCGAUGUGGAGGUUAUUGUGGCACAAAUCAAAAAGUUUGCCGUCGGCGGUCUGGGAAUCUCGCUGGAGGGAACCGUAGAUGUGGAAGGUGGACGGGAAGUGCGACCCCACCAUUACAUACGUUCCAUUCUUCCAGAUGGCCCUGUGGGUGUUAAUGCUGUGCUCCGUUCCGGCGACGAGCUGCUGGAGGUCAAUGGCGAGCGUCUGCUUGGCAUGAAUCACUUGGAGGUGGUAGCCAUAUUGAAGGAGCUGCCGCUGGACGUGCGAAUGGUGUGCGGACGAAACAAGAACACGUCCCUGCUGCCCUUCUCUGACGACACUCUGAAGAAGCUGAGCAAUAACUUUGAGAAUCUUUUGCCUGCCACCGAUCGCUUGGUGAAGGCCAAAUCCGAUGGCAGCUUGGCCACCGCUGGGUCUGUGGCCGACGCCGAUUCGGUGGCCGCUGCUGCCAACUCGUUCACCAAGCUGAAAUCUCGAUCUCUGGAGCCACUGACUGGCCUGGCUAUGUGGUCAUCACAGCCGCAAAUCAUUGAACUUGUGAAGGGAGACCGCGGUCUGGGGUUCUCUAUACUGGACUACCAGGAUCCCCUGGACCCCAAUGAUACCCUGAUAGUCAUCCGUUCCCUGGUGCCGGGAGGCGUGGCUCAAUUGGAUGGACGUCUGAUUCCAGGCGACCGCUUGCUGUUUGUCAAUUCCAUUAACCUUGAGAACGCCUCACUGGACCAGGCCGUGCAGGCCCUGAAGGGAGCUUCCAAGGGCGUGGUGCGCAUCGGUGUGGCCAAACCGCUGCCCAUGACGGACAACUCGCUGAAGGCGUGCAGCACUGCGAGCACCACCAGCGAGGAGACACUGGAGGCACAGAUGUCGCCGCCACCGCCAGCCCUGCCCACAGUCGCACCGCCAGCGAUGCCAACGGCUGCCAAAGGUGUGGAGCCCGACCUAAUACCCGACUGGCGCAAUUAAAAACCCGACUGGUCCGCAGUGGGAUGUUGGUGGUAUGACUGCAAUCGAUCAAAGAAAGAAAAAAUCCCACAUUUGGGAGUUUUAACAAUCCAAAAAGAAGUCUUGCAGGUAUCCGAAUAUUGUUAUUACCGAAUCAAAAUGUUAUACAUAUUAUUAGCACCGAAUUGUGUUGACCAGAUGCGCCCCGCCCAGGAAAUGUGGGGCGCCAUCGUCCUCCCCUGCCACAAACAAGCAUUCCACCACUUGCAAUAUUUUCCCUCUAGUAUUAGCGAAUGAACUUUAACAAGGUAUUUCAAGUGUAUAUGUACUUAAUACUAAAAUUAAAUAAUGUACCUUCCCCA